Molecule: messenger RNA, 1466 nt
Organism: Anarrhichthys ocellatus (wolf-eel)
Lineage: Eukaryota; Metazoa; Chordata; Actinopteri; Perciformes; Anarhichadidae
Gene: pou2af1
Product: POU class 2 homeobox associating factor 1
Exons: 5
Coding region: 28-915 (295 amino acids)
Biological process (GO): positive regulation of transcription by RNA polymerase II
Cellular component (GO): RNA polymerase II transcription regulator complex
Molecular function (GO): transcription coactivator activity; DNA binding; POU domain binding
Source: RefSeq, a predicted model, not a curated record
CUAUAUGAUAUAAUCCAGAUAAGCAGUAUGCACUGGGAGAAAUCGCCACCACCAGGCCUGGCCCGGUCCAGACCGUACCAAGGUGUUCGAGUCCGAGACCCGGUCAAAGAGCUGCUGAGGAGGAAGAGAAGUCUGGAGCCGCACAGCACCAAGACGGCGCCUCCUGCUGCGGAUGUGGUCACACACAACAACCAGUCAUCAUACACACAAGGGAUGUUUGUCCCUGACGUUGCCGAGCCGGCGGCGGCGGUCACUGAUGGAGGGCUGCAGCAGUGUGCAGGGUGGAGAGCUGCACCGUCUGGUGGCGGCCUGCAGCCCGGUGUGACGUCGUGGUCUUCAUCGGAAUACAACCAGCAGGAUGCCUCGGCUCAGACUCUGGCCUACCCUCCGACCUCCACCCUCACCGCUGACGUGUACAUGCAGACUCUGUGCCCCAGCUACACCAUGCUGACCUACACACACACACCGCUGCUCACCAACUUUGGGACCAUACCUGUGGCCCCAGCACCCGGCUCCAUCCCUCAGAUGGAGAUCCCAGACUCAGGGUUGACCUACCUCCCCUGGGCCCAGCCGAUCACCACCAUAUCCACCAUGUCGAAUCAGGUCCAUUUUGGCCCCGGCUCUGCAGCCCUGCCCGGGUCUCCUCUGCUCCACAUGCCCAUGCCCAUGUCUUUGACCACCAUGAUACCUCAGCUGGAGGCUCCUGGCGCAGAUCAUUCGCAGAUACUGGACCUCCCGCAGCGACCAGAGCACCAAAUGGACCCGGAUCUACAAGGCCAGUCUCUGGAUGAAGAUCCAGUGGUGGAUGCGGAGGCACCGAGCCUCCUGGAUAAACUUCUGGAGGAUCAAAAGGGUGACGAUGAAGAGGAGGACAAAGACUCGUACAGCAGCUCGCUCUUCAUUUCAAAUGCUUGAAAAUAUGAGAGUUCUUCUGUUCAAAGAGAGAAGCAUUUUGUUUCUGUUUGUUCCUCAGGGACCAUCUUUAAAGGAUAAUCUGGGUUCAUGACAACUUGUAUUGAUUAUCAAAUAUGCUUUAGGGCGGGGCUACACGGUGAUUGACAGGUCUCCACCACAUUGUCUCUAGUCUGGGAGUUGUCCUUAUUUUCGUCUGAUUAUAACAGUUUUGGUUGCCUAAAAAGCAUCUUAUUUACUUUGCUAUUGUUUCCGUUAACUCCGCCCUCUCGUGUCAGUUCUGGUUGCAAGAAACCAAGAUGGCGACGACCAAAAUGCCUAACUAGAGGCGUCAAAACAUUAGUCCACUUCUUAUAUACAGUCUAUCACAACUCCCCCAAAAUCCCAACCACUCAGGGACCCAGGCCCCAAGAUAGUGUUUUUGGUAAUUAAUUACAAAUGUAUUCACUGAUAUGCACCACUAAAGCUCAAUAACAGGGCUUAAAUUCUGCUGUAAAUCAUCUCAACGGACGGAGCUUUUGGCCGUCAUAAGACUAAUUUCAAACGAGUAUGUA